Molecule: messenger RNA, 5811 nt
Organism: Drosophila montana
Lineage: Eukaryota; Metazoa; Arthropoda; Insecta; Diptera; Drosophilidae
Gene: bun
Product: bunched
Exons: 4
Coding region: 1156-4890 (1244 amino acids)
Biological process (GO): positive regulation of cell population proliferation; negative regulation of apoptotic process; regulation of transcription by RNA polymerase II
Cellular component (GO): nucleus; cytosol
Source: RefSeq, a predicted model, not a curated record
CCAUUUGAUUGGCUGGCCGAAGGGGUUCGGCAAUUUGGCAGUAUCGCUUUGCCGGCCACACUGUGACAGUCAGUGUUGCAACGUACCGACCGUAUAUCGCCCGACCGCCACAAUCUGUCGACCGUUCGGAGCCUGCCGUAAAAAUUUCAAGGAAUUAAAUUUCUACAGCUUACUGCAUUGCUAGUAAACGGGGCACAAAGAAAUUGUUUAAUAAUUCCGCGAUAAACAACAUGAAAAUGUAAACAAAACAAAUGGAAAUAUUUUGUGUGAAAAGUGCAACAACAACAACAACAACAAGUUUUUAAUUUCAAGCUAAAGUUAAAUUAAAAUUCUUAGUUAAAAAUAUAUAUAUAUAUAAAUACAAAAAAAAAACGUAGUUAAAAGAAAAUUAUAUACAAAAUAAAUUUUAAGUGAAUUAUAAAAUUAACAACAACAACAGCUGUGCUGUGCUGUGUGUGCGUGUGUGCGUGAGUGUAUGUGCAUGUGUGUGUGUGUGUGUGAAAAUUGAAACGCCCGCUAACCAAAGUCAAGCGCUAGAUGGCGCUGCUCUCCGAGCUGGCGGCUUAUGUAGUUAUUGCGCGCGUUGUUGUUGCUAAUAAAACGCGCAAAAGCAAAUUAUAGCUGCGACCAGCAGCAGCAGCAGCAGCAACAAAUAAAUUUAAAUUUAUUACUUAGCAUAACAAAAUCAACAGCAACAACAACUACAACUACAACUACAACAAGAGCAACAGCAACAACAACAACUGUUUAGUUUCGCGGACGCGUCUCUCGGUUUUCGGUUGUCGCCGUCGUCGUCGUCGUCGUCGUCGUCGCAAUUCGUCAGUCAGUUGGUUGCACCUGUAACGCAACGGUCGCUAUGUAUCGUCGUCGUCGCUUGGCAGCCGCUAGUUUCAUCUUCGAAGUGGGCAAAUCGUUUGCCAGCACGGCAGCAGCAACAAUUGCCGCCAAGCAGCAACAUAAACUGUGCAACAGCAACUAGUUGCCGCAGAGACUUGAUUAAGCACAUAUAAAACAAAGCCAAAACUUUGACUACGAAAAAAAGAAACUUUACCAAAUAAAUACUAGAACUUUUCAUUUGUUAAAUAAUCCAAAGUAUUGUCAGCAAAACUGGAUUAUUUGCUGAAAACUUUGCGCACGCUGAAAUCCAAUUCGAUUAUGGCCGAGAAUCAAAGCGCUGCCAACGAAGAUUCCGGUCAGCAACAGCAGCAACAUCAACACCAACAGCAACAUCAACAGCAACAUCAACAUCAACAGCAGCAGCAGCAACAAGUCAGCACAGCGGCAGCAACAAUUGCUAAUAGCGGUCAGGCCAGCGGCAGCAACUCGGCCGCCUCCUCGCCCGAAAGCUCACAGGAAACGCACACAAUUGUUGCCAACACAACAGCAGCAACAGCUGCAGCAGCAGCAGCAGCAAUAGCAGCAGGCAACAACACAACGGCAGCAGCAGCAGCAGCAACACGCCGGCAACAGUCCAGCAACACACAACAGCAACAUCAGCAGCAGCAGCAACAACAACAGCAGCAACAGCGCGCCAGCAGCAACAACAUGUUCGACCGUCAUCUGAAUGCGAAGUUCAAGCCAACGGGCGGGUCAGCUGGCGCUGGCAAUGCGCCCGCUCGCCGCAAUUCCAUACAGACGCCGGCGCGCGGCGUCAGCGUGGUGGGCACCACCAGCAUCAAGAAGCCGCCGCUGACCAAGGUCAAUUCGCUCGGCGGCAGCGGGCAGCAUCAUCAUCAGCAGCAGCAUCACCAUGUCUCCUCGCACCAGCAUCAUCAUCAGGCGCACCAGAACAACAGCGGCAGCAACAGCAACAGCAGCAGCAACAAUAUACAGCGCACCACCAGCGAGAGUUUGCGCCUGAAUGCGCUCAAUCGCGGAGCCGCGGCGGCAGCAGCAACUGUUGCUGAUAGCAGCGCCACGGUGUCCCGUGCCAGCAGCAACAGCAGCCUGGCGACGGGCAACAGCAGCGCCUCGAGCACCUCGCUGGCGCCCAAAUCGAGCAGCACCAAUCACACUGCGACGGCGGCAACCAACACCAACAGCAGCAGCGGCAGCGAUGCCGGCAGCGGCAAGGCCAGCUCGCCCAACAACAAUGGCGCCGCCACGCGCGGCCUGGGCCUGCAGCAGCAACAGCAAUGGCAGCAGCAGCAACAGCAGCAGCAGCAGCAUCAUGGGCAUCAUCAUCACCAUCAGCAUCAUCAUCAUCAGCACCACCAGCAGCACACGAGCCACAGCCAGGGGCAUCAGUCGGCAACGGCAGCAACAAUUGCUGCCGCAGCAGGUGCUGCUGCUGCUGCUGCUGGCGGCGGCGGCGGGGGCAACAAUCGCAAACCAAAGACGACUUCCUCAUUUCAAAUCACGUCCGUGACGGUGGGACAUGCCAAGCUGAAUGCCGCCGGCGAUACGGGCGAUGAGUCUGCCGAUGAUCUGGACGAAUCUCAUACGGAUGACAAUAGUCGGAUUACGGAUCUGGAGAACGAAACGCCAUCCAUGUCGGAGGACACGUUCUCCAAGGAGGAGGUGUUCUUUGCCAAUAAUGCGCUGAGCACCACCGCGCCCGUUAUACCCACCAGCUCACAGUACGGCCUCGUUGUGGUCGACCCGAUCGGGCCCUCCCUCGGCCAGACCAUACAGAACGUGCAGGUGAAUGUCUCCGACAAUAUUAUCAAUGUGGUCAGUGCGGCGGUGACGCCCGGCGGCACCAAGAAAAAGGACGACAUGAAGGAGACGCAGCAUCGCAGCGAACGCUUCAAGGUGGUCAAAAUCGAGUCGACGGAGCCGUUCAAGCGCGGACGCUGGAUGUGCAUGGACUAUCUGGAUCACUCCAGCGUCGGUGCUGCCAACAACAAUGAAAAGACUGGUAACUCCGAGGCAGCAGCAGCAGCAGCUGCUGCUGGCGGCGGCGGCGGCAACAACAUGGGGGAAGGCUCGGAUCCCACGGCGCCGCCAAAGACAACGCAGAGCAUGAUCCUGCCGCCGAGCAUGCUGCACGAGAAUCAUCUGGAGGCGGCCUCGGCCGAUGCCAAUUGGAAUUUCGCCGAUCAGCAACAGUCGCAGCAGCAACAGUUGCAGGCGGGCGCAGCAGCAGCAGUUGCAGCUGCAGCAGGUGGAGCCCAAUUGUCUGGCACGCCCAGCGGCGUAAUGACCGCCCCCGCGACCGUGGUGCACGGCAUGCAGCAGUUCGUGAACGCGGCCAACAGCGACGCACAGCAGCAGCAGCAGCAGCAGCAACAACUUUACGACAGCGUCAAUGCGAAUGCGGGCACGCCCAAUGCCAACGCGGAGGGCACGCCCCACGGGCAGACGUUGCCCAUGGACUAUGCCACGGCGGCGGCGCAGCAGCUGCAACAGUCGCUGCAGCAGCUGAAGCAGCAGGAGCAGGCGGCCGCCGCAGCAGCAGCAAUGGAUGUGGCCAGCGCUGGCUACAGCAGCAACAACAGCAGCAGCAACAACAAUAACAACAACAACAACAACACGACUGUUGCAGCAGCAACAGUUGCUGUCAGCGAGCCGCAGCUGGGCAGCAGCAGCAACAGCAGCUAUGUGGAUCAGCCAUUGUCGCCGGCCGCCCAAACGCCACAAACGGCGCCAACAUUUGCAGCAGUUGCUGCCGGGCAGCAGCAGCCGCCGCAGCCGCCCAACUUCCAGCUGGAGGCAACAUCGCAAAUCGAUGGCAUUGCGCCGGCAACUGCAGCAUUUCCAGCCGCGGCAGCAGCAGCAACACAGACUUCAAACACUUCCACUAGCACAGCAGCAACAGUUGCUGGCACCGCAGCAGCAGCAGCAGUUGCCACAGCAGCAGCAGCAGCAGCUGUAGUUGGGCAGACUCAGGGGCAAACUUUGCCAUUGCUGUCGCACAUGAACAGCUACGAGCCGCCAAGUGUUGCCGCCGCCGCAGCAGCAGCAGCAGCAGUAGCAAUUCCCGCGCUGCAGCUGCAAAGCGCGCCAGCAACAAUUGCCGAUGUGCAGCAAUUGGUCGCCGCUGGCGUUCUGGAUGACCAGCAGCAGCAACAAGCAGCUGCGACACAGACUCAACAGCAACAAUUACCGCCAACAAAUAUCGCGAGUGUUAGUGCCAACAACAACAACAACAAUGUGAACUUAACGAAUGCAACUGCAAUAACAACAGCAACAACAGCAGCUGCUGCAACAGCAGCGGAAGCAACGACAACAUCGCUCGGCUUGAGCGAUGAACAGCAACAAUCGACAUCGGCGGCAGCAACAACUGCCGCAGCAGCAGCAGCAGCAACUGUUGCAGCCACAGCAGCAGCAACAUCAUCGACAUUAACACAGCAACAAAUACAACAGCUACAGCAGCAACCAAAUGCAGAAUCGGAGACUGAAAGUGCAUCUGGAACAAGUGCGGUUGCGAUUGACAACAAAAUCGAACAGGCAAUGGAUCUGGUCAAAUCGCAUCUCAUGAUAGCGGUGCGCGAGGAGGUGGAAGUAUUGAAAGAGCGCAUCUCCGAGCUGAUGGAUAAGAUCUCCAAUCUGGAGCUGGAGAACAACAUACUCAAAUCGAACAUGUCGCCGGAGACGCUGCAACAGUUGCAAAUGCAGCUGCAAAUCGCUGGCAGUCAGCAGCCAGCUGCGGUGGCAGCGCCGCCCGCAACGCCCGCUAUACAAGCGGCGCCGACCGCAACAGCAGCAGCCGUAACAGUGGCAGCGGCGCCGGCAGCGGCAACCAGCCCAGCGGCGUCGGCAGCGCCAACAGCAGCAACAGUUAUCGUCGCCAAUGGCAGCGGCGUCGGCGCAGAGAACGGCAGCAGCGGCAGCGGCGUUGACGCAGCAAUUGCUGCGGCUUCAAUUGUCGAUGCAGCGCAGCCAGCAGCGAACGGAUGCAGCGGCGUCGCGGCAGCGGCCAUCAGCACAAACGGGCCAAUGUCCUAAGCUGUUUGUUAGUUUGUUUUAAUCGUAAUAUUAUUAAUGUGGCCCAUUGUCCAGGGGCACUGGAAUGUCGAAAUAAUUGAAAAUGUCAACUAAAACUUUGUCGCCGCGACAGAGGAAAGCGUUAGCAGCCCCCCCCGUUCCCCCUUCCAGUAACAAUGCCCCAGCAACAGCAGCAGCGCAGCAACAUUAACAAAACAAACAACAACAACAACAAAAGUAUUACAAAAAAGCUCGAAGAGGGCGAACGCGAGAGAAACAAGAAGGGAGAAAGUGGAAGAGAGAGAGAGAGAGUUCUGCUACUGUUAACGUUGCGCGCUGUUAGCUGCGGCUGUUGCUGUCUGGUAGCACUGCUGCAGCCGCCAUUUUGUUAAUUUUUCGAUUGUGAUAUUUGUUUAACACAUACCUUCACACAUACACACUCACACCCACCCACACACUCAAUCGCACACAGACAUAGUUAGAUGGAUAGACUGCGCGUUAACAGCCUGGCUGCGGCUGGCCAGCUGUUAGCGAACGCUUUAACAGAGUGUUUUUUUUUUAUUAUUAUUUAACAGUGCGCUGCUGCGCCAAUUAACAUUCAGGUUCAAUAUGCACAGUGAGAAAAAAAGAAGGCGGAAGGAAAUUCACGUUUUUCUUUCAUUUUUAAACGCUCCUUUUUUUUCCUGUUGUUCAUUGAAUUUUGUUUCAUGUUAUUUAACGCUCGAAAGAAGUUGUGCAAAACAAAAUCAUAAAUAUAAAUAAAAAGAAACGAAAAGCAAAAACAAAAACAAAUACAAAACACAAAGAAAAAGAAAAAAAAUUAAAGUUGGCUUCAAAUAAUACUUAAAUAUUGUAAAAGUAGAAUUUGAGCCGCGCAAUGUGCAUGGGUAGAGGAAAGCAGAGAUAAAGAAAGAGAAAGAGAGAGAGAGAGAGAGAGAGAGA